Gamsiella multidivaricata is the source of this 855-nucleotide messenger RNA. RefSeq lists its product as uncharacterized. The transcript has a single exon. Bases 126 to 707 code for a protein of 193 amino acids. Lineage: Eukaryota; Fungi; Mortierellomycota; Mortierellomycetes; Mortierellales; Mortierellaceae. The record is from RefSeq and is a predicted model, not a curated record.
GCGGUCCAUCCUGGUUAGGUCAGGUUGAUCCUGAAUGCAGUCUAGUCCAAGCAUAUAAUCUCGAGCAAUUGAUCUCUCCCUCUCCUGGUGAUGAAUGCAGUUGAGGAUGCUGGAGACCAUGUUGAAUGGGUCUGAAUGGUCACUCCUGGUCCCAUACAGCGGAUGGAUGGAUAGAUGGAUGGAUAUGUCCCGCUGGAUGCGCCCCCAACCCGUCUAGCAGUGACUUCAUACAUGAAAGAUCUGAAAGGAGAAAGAAAAAGGCCGUUCCCAAAUCUGGUCCGCACGGAGCUCAAAUAGGGUCUGAGGGACAAUGGACACCAACCUUAAUUCGAGCCACCUGCUGCUGCUGCUUCUGCUGCUGCUGGAGGAAAGGGAUCAACGGGACGCAGGAAGACAUGCACCAGAGGGGUAGGGGGGAAGGAAAGAACUACUUGGAUGCAACGCGCUUGCACGGGGAAACAAUUCAGCCCUCUGCUUGCUUCACCUUCUUCUUCUUCUUCAUCUGCCUCUUCACAUGCCCCCCCGACCUACAGCUGAGACCAUCCAGCGGAGACUAUCUGCAGAUCCAGGGACCAUGUCAGGCCACAAAGAUGUGCACGAUCAACAGGGAGAUAAGGAUCGAUCGGUCGACUGCAGGCGGGAUGGGACUGAGGACACACUGGGCCCCGGGGCGAGGCGGAUACAUCGGCGAGCGUACAUGUACAUGAGGUGCGCCUUUUCUUUCUUUUCUUUUGGUUCCUCAGAAACGAAAGGAGAAGGAGUGCAGCGUCCUCGCAUGUGACAGAGAUGCGACUGGCUUCACUUGUGCGCCUGAGGGUGUGGAGAAGAAGCACUCACACCCUCACUCCACGCGCA